AUGGCAUCAGUGAAGUAUGCACUUCACGUUCAACGGGAUGGUGAUUUUGACAGUUCACCGAUUUCGUUGAGUGCUACUGCUGUGGUUGCUCUCAUAGCCAUGGGGUGCCCUAUACUGAUGAUCCACUUGGCUGAUUGGGUGGCCCAGAACACCCAUCGACGCGAAAGUCAGGAGAGGGUGUACAGCGUCGUGGACCUCUUCUGUGGGAAGCGGGCCAUCUUCGAAGCUUUCCGUUGCAAGAACAAGCGGGCGGCUUUCUAUGACCGAGAGCUACAUCCGAACAGCAAUGACAUUCUAAGCACGCCUGGCUUCAUCCGGGCUAUAUCCUACAUUCUGCAAUUGAAGCAGAACGGGCUUCUGCACUGUGGGCCUCCGUGCAGUUCAUGGGUCUGGGUUUCAAGGGGGUCAACAAAAAGAAGCAAGUACAAUGUUCUAGGUUCAACAACGUCACCAUCAGCCAUUGAAGGCAACAGGAUCACGGCUCGACUCUGCCUCUUGGUGAUGCUAGCGGUGGCUCGCUUCUGCCAUGUUUGCAUUGAGCAACCUCGUACUAGUCUCAUGACAAAGUUCCCAGCAUUUAUCAAGCUGUCACUGAAGCUGCGGAAACUAUUUGGCAUCGAGUGGUGCCAACAGAAUUUUUGGAUGGCGACCUAUGGAAGCCCGACAAUGAAACCAUCAGUGGUGUUCGGUACAGCGCCUUGGCUGGGGCGCGUGUACAAGAAGUUGAGUGCUCGGAAGCUACGCAAGCUGAAGUCGAGCAAACAGUACAAAAAAUUUCAGAUGGUUCGACGGUACCAAGAUCGUUCGGGGCAGUCUCGGGUGCAAGGUGGUCGAGACAUGACCAAGUCAAGCGCUUACCCCAAGAACUAUGGCCGGCGAGUGGAGUCGCUACAUGCUGACCACAUUGCCAUUGACUCAGCCAAUAUCAUCCGACACAUGUAA
Messenger RNA from Durusdinium trenchii, 942 nucleotides. Lineage: Eukaryota; Dinophyceae; Suessiales; Symbiodiniaceae. The record is from the annotation of a GenBank genome assembly.